Molecule: messenger RNA, 3911 nt
Organism: Lotus japonicus
Lineage: Eukaryota; Viridiplantae; Streptophyta; Magnoliopsida; Fabales; Fabaceae
Product: LRR receptor-like serine/threonine-protein kinase RGI2
Exons: 2
Coding region: 314-3730 (1138 amino acids)
Biological process (GO): protein phosphorylation
Molecular function (GO): protein binding; ATP binding; protein kinase activity
Source: RefSeq, a predicted model, not a curated record
GUGACUAUGUUGAGGAAAACAAUGCAAAAACACAUGGGUCAUGAGCUAGUUUUAGUGUAAAACAAGUCUUGCAUGAUUCAAUGCUGUGGCAAAAGAACAGAACCCCGAGGCAUAGGAGGCGGUGAAUGGUGAUGCUAAAAUAAAUUACUAUACUAAUCUUCUCUUGCUUCAAAACAAAGCAAGUAUAAUAGUAAUGGUGACACUAGUCCCAGCAAGUUCAAGAAAGAAAAUAAAGAGAGACCCAAUGUUGCAUAAACCAUGAGUUGAUAUAUAAGAUAAGCCUGUGGCUGAGUUUUUGAGGCAUUUUUUGCCAAUGUCAAUGCCGAGGCAAGCCUUGAACAACCACAACAACCGCCACCAAAUGUCGAGGCAAGUUUUCAUCCAUCACCAUCUCCAGUACUGUGUUUUCCUGUUUGCAGUUCUUGUCCCUCUUUCAUUUGCUGCAAAUGAUGAAGUUAGUGUCUUAUUUUCAUGGAUGCAUAGCUCUUCACCUUUUUCUGACUGGAACCCUUUGGACUCUAGUCCUUGCAAUUGGUCUCAUAUCAAAUGCUCUCCACAGAACCUUGUCACUGAGAUUAACAUUCAAACAGUUGAGUUAGCCCUUCCUUUUCCUUCCAGUAUCUCUUCCCUUCCCUUCCUUCAAAAGCUAGUGAUUUCUGGUGCUAAUCUCACUGGUGCUAUCUCACCUGACAUUGGAAACUGCCCUGAGCUCACACUCAUUGAUCUUAGCUCAAAUAGUCUUGAGGGAGAAAUUCCUUCAAGCAUUGGCAAGCUCAAGAAUCUCCAACACUUGAUCUUGAACUCUAACCAACUCACUGGAUCAAUCCCAAGGGAGCUUGGUGACUGUGUUAGUCUCAAGAGCCUUGACAUCUUUGACAACAAUCUCAGUGGGGACCUUCCUGCUGAGCUUGGAAAACUUUCAAAUCUUGAGGUUCUAAGAGCAGGAGGAAACAAAGGCAUUGUGGGGAAGAUUCCAGCUGAGCUUGGAGAAUGCAGGAAUUUGACAGUGUUGGGUUUUGCUGACACAAAAAUUUCUGGUUCAUUGCCUUCUUCUCUGGGUAAGCUAACCAUGCUUCAGACCAUUUCUAUUUACAAUACUAUGCUCUCUGGUGAGAUUCCACCUGAAAUAGGAAACUGUUCAGAGCUUGUGAAUUUGUUUUUGUAUGAGAAUGAUCUCUCUGGUUCCCUUCCAAGAGAGCUAGGUAAGCUUCAGAAGUUGGAAAGGAUGCUGCUGUGGCAAAAUAAUGUCGUUGGGAGCAUACCUGAAGAGAUUGGAAACUGCAGAAGCUUGAAGAUUCUUGACCUCUCCAUAAAUUUUAUCUCAGGUGGAAUACCUCAAAGUUUGGGGAAACUUUCAAAUCUUGAAGAGCUUAUGCUGAGUAACAACAACAUCUCUGGUUCAAUACCACCUGCUCUUUCCAAUCUCACAAACCUCAUGCAGUUGCAGUUAGAUACAAAUCAGCUAUCAGGUUCAAUUCCACCUGAGCUUGGGAAGUUGACAAAGCUAACAGUGUUUUUUGCUUGGCAGAACAAUCUUGAAGGUAGCAUUCCAUCAGCAUUGGGAGAUUGUGGAAGCCUUGAGGCUUUGGAUUUGUCAUACAAUACACUCACUGAUAGCUUACCCCCAGGCUUGUUUAAGCUUCAAAAUUUAACAAAGCUCCUACUAAUCUCUAAUGAAAUUUCUGGCCCCAUUCCCCCUGAGAUUGGUAACUGCAGCGCUCUCAUUCGUCUCCGGCUUGUAGACAACCGAAUCAACGGUGAGAUACCGAGAGAAAUUGGCUUCCUCAACAACCUCAAUUUCCUUGAUCUGUCUGAAAAUCAACUUACUGGGUCAGUACCUCCUGAGAUGGGAAACUGUAAAGAACUGCAAAUGCUGAAUCUGAGUAAUAAUUCCCUUUCUGGAACUUUGCCUAGUUAUUUGUCUUCUCUUCUAAGGCUAGAGGUUUUGGAUGUUUCUCUGAAUAACUUUUCUGGUGAGGUUCCAAUUAGUAUUGGCCAACUCACCUCACUUCUUAGAGUCAUGCUGAACAAAAACUCUUUCUCUGGACCAAUUCCCUCCUCACUUGGGAAAUGUUCAGGUCUUCAACUGCUUGACCUUAGCAGCAACAUGUUCUCAGGGAGAAUCCCACCAGAACUGUUUCAAAUUGAAGCACUUGAUAUUGCACUAAAUUUGAGCCAUAAUGCAUUAUCUGGAGCAAUCCCACCAGAGAUUUCAGCAUUGAACAAGCUGUCAGUUCUAGACCUUUCACACAACCAACUUGAAGGUGACUUGAUGGUGUUUUCAGGGCUUGAGAAUCUUGUUUCUCUGAACAUUUCAUACAACAGGUUCACUGGUUUUCUACCAGACAGCAAGCUAUUCCACCAACUAUCAGCAUCAGACGUGGCCGGAAAUCAAGGCUUGUGUUCCAAUGGCCAUGAUUCAUGUUUCGCUAGCAAUGCUGCAAUGACAAAAAUGCAAAAUGACACUGAUUCUAAGAGAUCAGAGAUAAUCAAAGUGGCCAUUGGAUUGCUCAGUGCCUUGGCUGUUGUAAUGGCAAUAUUUGGAGUUGUUACAGUCUUUCGAGCGAGGAAAAUGAUUCGAGACGACAAUGAUUCUGAGAUGGGAGGAGAUUCAUGGCCUUGGCAGUUCACCCCAUUCCAGAAGGUAAAUUUCUCUCUGGAGCAAGUUUUGAAAUGUCUGGUGGAAUCCAAUGUGAUUGGAAAGGGGUGUUCAGGGAUAGUUUAUCGCGCAGAAACGGAAAAUGGGGAUGUCAUUGCUGUGAAAAGACUAUGGCCAACAACAAUGGCAGCUAGAUAUGAUACUCAAAGUGACAAGUUAGCAGUGAAUGGAGGCGUUCGAGAUUCCUUUUCAGCUGAGGUAAAAACUCUCGGUUCAAUUCGCCACAAGAACAUUGUCAGGUUCUUAGGUUGCUGCUGGAACAGAAAUACAAGACUGCUUAUGUAUGACUACAUGCCAAAUGGGAGCCUUGGAAGUCUGCUUCAUGAACAAAGUGGCAAUUGCUUGGAAUGGGAUAUCAGAUUUCGAAUAAUCCUCGGAGCAGCUCAAGGUUUGGCUUAUUUACACCAUGACUGUGCUCCUCCCAUUGUUCACAGGGACAUUAAGGCCAACAACAUCCUCAUAGGCCCUGAAUUUGAACCAUACAUAGCUGAUUUUGGGCUUGCCAAACUUGUUGAUGAUGGAGACUUUGCACGUUCUUCUAGUACACUAGCUGGUUCCUAUGGUUACAUAGCUCCUGAGUAUGGCUACAUCAUGAAGAUAACAGAGAAAAGUGAUGUUUACAGCUAUGGUAUUGUUGUGUUAGAGGUACUAACAGGGAAGCAACCAAUUGAUCCAACAAUCACUGAUGGACUGCAUAUUGUUGAUUGGGUAAGACAGAGAAGAGGGGGAGUGGAAGUGCUAGAUGAAAGCUUACGAGCUCGACCGGAAUCAGAAAUCGAGGAGAUGUUGCAGACCAUAGGUGUGGCUCUGCUGUGUGUAAACUCAAGCCCAGAUGACAGGCCAACCAUGAAAGAUGUGGUAGCAAUGAUGAAAGAAAUUAGGCAAGAGAGAGAGGAAUUUAUGAAAGUUAGCAUGCUUAGUAUUGAUGGGCCUUCAGCAAAGGUCCAAAAAGAAAGUAAUCAUUCCAAUGAAGAACCAAUGGCAGUGAUGAAACAUGCAUGCCCAAGCUGCAGCAGCAGCAGCAGCAGCAGCACAAGCCAGAAUCUACAUUACUCUCAAACACCAAAGUAACUCUCAAAUAGUCAAUAACAGCAAUGUGGUUAAGCAACUAAGAUUUCCUUAGCAAGAAUUGUUCAGGUCCUAUGUUAUCAGUUCAGCUUCAUAACUAUGGUUUCAGUGUGUAUAACUGUAUAAGAACAAAUUCUUAAUAAUUGUGAGCAUUGAAGUAAAUCUUUGUUCAUUAUAUUACCAA